Zingiber officinale is the source of this 1186-nucleotide messenger RNA. RefSeq lists its product as uncharacterized. The transcript is spliced from 3 exons. Gene Ontology annotation, molecular function: DNA-binding transcription factor activity; sequence-specific DNA binding. The record is from RefSeq and is a predicted model, not a curated record. The coding region runs from base 47 to 1186 and encodes 379 amino acids. NCBI's taxonomy places the organism in Eukaryota, Viridiplantae, Streptophyta, Magnoliopsida, Zingiberales, Zingiberaceae. Gene Ontology annotation, biological process: regulation of DNA-templated transcription.
AAUAAUUAAGGCUAGUAGAGGUGGCCGAUCGAUCGAUCGAUCAACCAUGCAGUUCGGCAAACCACAAGCUCAUGCCGCCGAUCCGCCGUCGCUGGCGCCGGAGGAUUCAUGGCCGUGCGGGCAUCGCGUGGCGAUCCGAGACAUCAACCGAGCCCAUGAUCUGAUGACCCAGCUGCAGGCUGUGUUACUUCAGUUCCCCGUCGGCUCCACCUGGUCGCAAUUGGGCGGCGACAUCAUCAAGGACAUACUGAAGCUCACCGCGUCGGCCCUCUCCGCCCUUCAAUCCAGCGAGGGGAUCGCCGGCGAGAAGAGGACUGCUACUUGGGGAAGAAAGAAAAGGAGGAGGGAGGAGGAGGAGAAAUGGGCAGUCGUGACGACGGUGCCCUACGAGGAUGGUCGCCAGUGGCGCAAGUACGGACAGAAGUCCAUCAACAAUACUGAGCAUCCGAGGAGCUACUUCAGAUGCACAUACAAAGAGGAGCAAGGCUGCGAGGCCAAGAAGACGGUGCAGCAAGAAGACGGUCAUGCGGAUCCACCGAAGUUUACCGUGGAAUACACCGCUCGCCAUACCUGCAAAUUAUCCGAGUCGACAACAGGUCUCCCUUUUCAAAAGCCCUCUUGGCCGCCGCCGACCUCUGAUCGCCUGAUCACGUCCUCUUCGUCAUCGUCUUCUCCAUCACUUGUAGCUGCUACUACCGAUGCUAAAGUCGACGGUCAAAGCCGUGAGAAUGUCUUCUUCAAUGGGGAUCUUGAUCUGUUGCGGGUGAGGGCAGAUCCCCCUUCACAAUUACAGUCGAAUCACGACUGGAAUCCGGCCGCAUUUGGUUGGGACAGACUGCCAGAAGUCAUUCGGAGGCCGUCCCUCGUUGGGCUCCCGACAGUCUGGCCAUCCGCCCACCUCCAGCGACCUUCAACUGCUUGUCCCGACUCAAAUUAUAACCUGAGUGAGAAUGUGAAUUCAAGAAGGGAUCAUAGUCAAUUACGGCCAAAUUCCAACCACGAUCCGGCUGCAAUUGCAAAGAAAAUCAAAAAAGGACUAUGGAAAAGUGAAUCAGAGGAUCCGCUCUCGCCAUGGGCGUGCACUCAGGUGCAUGAUGAAAUGCUCGACGAUUGGGAUUGGGAGUUGGAUGAUUUGCUCGGCCGGGCAAGUAGUCUGGAGUUGGACAUGUUGUUUGGAGAUGAAUGA